Messenger RNA from Capsella rubella, 2352 nucleotides. RefSeq names its product disease resistance protein TAO1. Gene Ontology annotation, molecular function: ADP binding. The record is from RefSeq and is a predicted model, not a curated record. Bases 1 to 2352 code for a protein of 783 amino acids. The transcript has 4 exons. Lineage: Eukaryota; Viridiplantae; Streptophyta; Magnoliopsida; Brassicales; Brassicaceae. Gene Ontology annotation, biological process: defense response; signal transduction.
AUGAACUCUUCUUUUGUACUUAGCACGAUUACAGCUACAAUAGGCUUCUUCAUGCUUUUCAAAAAAUUCAGAUUAUUCCACCAAGAAAACAAAGAAAAUGAUUCUCCUUCUUUAUCUCCUUUAUCACCGGUUCCUCCAUCUUCUUCAUCUCAUAGCUGGAGACACCAAGUCUUUCCAAGCUUUCGCGGAGAAGAUAUCCGCAGAGACUUUCUUAGUCAUAUUCAGAAGGAGUUUCGGACGAAAGGAAUCACUCUUUUCAGUGAUAAUGGUAUCAAGAGAGGAGAAUCCAUAACUCCUGAACUUGUACAAGCGAUCAGAAGUUCUAAGAUUGCAAUCAUCUUACUCUCUAGGAACUACGCUUCUUCGUCUUGGUGUCUUGAUGAAUUGGCGGAAAUUAUCAAAUGUAGAGAAGAGUUUGGUCAAACUGUGAUGGUUGUUUUCAAGAAAGUAGACCCAUCUGAUGUAAAGAAGUUGACUGGUGAUUUUGGGAGUGCCUUCAGAAAAGCAUGUGCAGGUAAAACAAAGGAGGACAUUGGAAGAUGGAUACAAGCUCUAGCGAAAGUAGCAACACUUGCUGGUUACGUUUCAAAUAACUGGGACAAUGAGGCAAUCAUGAUUGAAAAAAUAGCAAGUGAUGUUUCCAACUUAUUGAAUAAUUUCACACCAUCUAGAGAUAUCGACGAAUUAGUCGGGAUGGGAGCUCAUAUGGAAAUGAUGGAACAAUUGUUAUGUCUAGACGCUGAUGAAGUCAGGAUGGUAGGGAUAUGGGGACCAUCCGGGAUUGGUAAGACCAUCAUUGCCAGAUUCUUAUUUAGUCAGUUUUCUGACAGUUUUGAACUAAGCGCUUUUAUGGAGAAUAUUCAAGAGCUCAUGUACACAAGACCAAUGUGUUCUGAUGACUACAAUGCAAAGUUACACUUACAGAGCCAUUUUAUGUCCAAGAUAACGAACCACAUGGAUAUUGAGGUUCCUCAUUUAGGAGUUGCGGAAAUUAGGUUGAAUGACAAAAAAGUGCUUGUUGUCCUAGAUAAUAUCGAUCAGUCAAUGCAACUAGAUGCUAUCGCAAAAGAAACUCGGUGGUUUGGUCAUGGCAGUCGGAUUAUCAUCACAACACAAGACCACAAAAUUUUGAAGGCACAUGGCAUCAACCAUAUUUACAAGGUGGAUUUUCCAUCAACACAUGAAGCUUGUCAAAUAUUUUGUAUGUCUGCUUUUGGUCAAAAGUUCCCUGAAGUUGAAUACCAGGAACUCGCAUUAGAAGUAACAAAUAUUUUAGGUAACCUACCAUUAGGACUAAGAGUUAUGGGUUCCCAUUUUCGGGGAAUGUCAAAGCAGGAGUGGAUAAAUGCAAUGCCAAGGUUAAGGACUCACCUUGAUUCUAAUAUUCAAAGCAUUUUAAAGUUUAGUUACGACGCAUUAUGUGAUGAAGAUCAAGAUUUAUUUCUUCAUAUAGCAUGCCUUUUCAACAAUAAAAGGAUUGAGAACGUGGAAGAAUAUCUUGCGCAUAAGUUGUUGGAUGUGAAGCAAGGAUUUCAUGUAUUAGCUGAGAAAUCUCUCAUAUCUAUUGAAGAAGGAUGGAUAAAGAUGCAUAAUUUGCUAGAGCAGUUGGGUAGAGAAAUUGUUCGUUAUGAGUCAGGAUUCAUUCGUGAGCCUGGAAAGCGUCAAUUUUUGGUUGAUGGUAUUGAUAUUUGUGAAGUACUCACUGAUCACACGGAUAGUAGAAAUAUUAUAGGCAUACAUUUAAACUCAUCUGAGUUGUUAGGCGAAUUAAUUAUAAGUGAGAAAGCUUUCAAAGGAAUGUCUAACCUCCAAUUCUUAAGAAUCAAGUGCGGCCGGAGUGAAAAAGUGUAUUUACCGCAAGGUUUAAAAUAUUUAUCUCAAAAACUUAGAUUACUAGAAUGGGAUCAUUUUCCAAUGACAUGUUUGCCUUCCAAGUUUUGUGCGAAGUACAUUGUCGAACUAAGCUUGCAACACAGCAAACUUGAGAAGAUGUGGGAAGGACAUAUGCCACUCGUGAAUCUCAAGAGGAUGAAUUUGUUCCAUUCAAAAAACUUAAAGGAGCUACCUGAUUUCUCAACUGCCACUAACCUUCAAACAUUGAUUCUUUGUGGAUGCUCAAGUUUGGUGGAGCUGCCCUACUCAAUUGGAAAUGCUAUUAAUCUCCAGAAAUUGCACCUUUGUAGGUGCACCGGUCUAGUGGAGCUGCCCAACUCUAUCGUAAACCUUCAUAAACUGCAAAAUGUGACUUUAAAAGGAUGCUCAAAGCUAAAGGCUCUUCCUACCAACAUCAAUUUGAUACUCUCAACAAAACAUAAAUAUAGAGAAUCUGAACUAAGCAAACUUUUGCAUUAA